UCAUUACCAAAGUCAUUGUCCCCUCUUCUUCAAAUCAAAAACAACCUCUGAAUUCCAAAAACACACAAAAGAAUGUCUGAAAGUGGCGGUGGCAUGACUGUUCUAGACGGAACCCACCUCAGAUCUCUUCAAAUAUCCUUACCGGAAUCCACCGUGAUAAUCACCGGAGCUCAGCUUCUCGAGUUCGCCGAUUCCAAAGUCUCUGAGUCACUCUUUAACCUCCCAUUGCCUCAAUCUAUAAAGUCCGCCGCUUUUCAACGCCUUGACGUAUCUAAUGACAUCAGUUCAUGGCAAACUGAACUUACCAGAGAAGCAGCCACUACUAAGCUCGAUCACUAUAUAACCGCCGUCGCUGAUGAGCUUAAAGAUAAUCCGAUGGUGAUUUCAGUUUUGGAUGGGAAUACAUUGAGGGUGUUUUUGGAGGAUGAAGAUGAUUUUGCAAUGUUAGCUGAGAAUUUGUUUACUGAGUUGGAUACUGAGGAUAAGGGAAAGAUUAGCAAAUCUGAGUUGAGGAAUGCUCUUGUUCAUAUGGGUGUUGAAAUGGGUGUUCCUCCUAUUCAAGAUUUUCCUUUGCUAAAUGAUAUCUUGGAGAAGCACGGAGCUGGAGAAGGAGAUUUGGGCCAAUCACAAUUUGCAGAGUUACUUCAGCCUAUUUUACAAGAAAUUGCUGAUGCGUUGGCUAAAGAUCAUGUUGUUUUUGUCCACAACAUCAAAAUAGUUGACGGUUCAAAACUCAGAAAGCUUUUGAUCGAUGAUAAGCAACUGAACAAAGUUACGGAGAAAAUAUUCCAGGAAAAACAAAGCACAAAGGAUGGCCAAAGCACAGAAAUAAUCCGGGGUUUUCUUGAGAAAAAUGGAAAGAAGUUGGGCUUCCCACAGUCAGAAGCCAAUGAGGCGGUGAUUCUCCUUUACGAUGCAGUAUUUGCCGACAUAGAAAGUGGAAAAUGUGCUGCAGAAUCAGAUGAUGAAUUUAGGGAACUUGUGAAGGAAAUCCUGGAAAAAAUUGCGGACCAGCUUGAUGCCAAUCCUAUUUACUGUGAUCUCGACAAUUGAGUGAGUAACAAGCUGGUAUCUUUCAUCAAUUUGUUCGGGUAGCAGUAGAAGAAGUGAUUGUUGUUUGUGCAGCAUUACAUUAUUACCCUCCUGAAUUUUCAUGCAAACUUAUAUCAAGAAUUUUCAUGCAAACUUAUA
Molecule: messenger RNA, 1191 nt
Organism: Mercurialis annua (annual mercury)
Lineage: Eukaryota; Viridiplantae; Streptophyta; Magnoliopsida; Malpighiales; Euphorbiaceae
Exons: 4
Coding region: 73-1053 (326 amino acids)
Molecular function (GO): calcium ion binding
Source: RefSeq, a predicted model, not a curated record